AACAACACAGACUCCCUCAAACAAAGUUAACAAACAUCAAACGAACGAAGACACAAACACAACAACGUAGUAGAACUUGUUUCAAACAAAACUCUUCUCUAUCUCUCUCACCGAUUCUCAAAGGUGAGGAAUUCAAAUCAAAAUUAAACAAAUUCAACCACAAUUUCUAGGGUUUUCAUCUUCAAUUUCCACAAUUACAAUUCAACAAAAUUUACGGUUUUGCGGAAAUUAAUAUAACAAAUAGAAGGCAGCAGAAUACUUCCUUUUUGAAUUGUAUGACUGUGUUAGGUAUUUUUCAUUAUGAGUGGUACACCUAAGAGAUCUCAUGAAGAGCCUGUUCAUCCAUCUUCGAAACACCCGCACGAAGAUGCGGGUACAUACCCCAAAUUGGUGUCGGCAUCAGUUUCCAAUGAGUAUCAUAUGCCUUAUGAUAUAGGGCAGGAUUCCCGAGCGGGAAAAGUACCCCGUGAUGCAGAUAGAAGAUCUCCUCUUCAUUCAAUGUAUCGGAUGCCGCCGUCAUCUUCUAGUGAUUCUCAUGCCGAUCAUCCUGUUGGUCCUGAGAAGAGGCUAGAAUCAAGGGACUCCAAGGAAAAUAGAGAUCUACGGUUUGAGAAUCGUGAUACGAAGACAGAGAAGAAGGAGUUUAUUGGCGAAGUAAGAAAGGACCCUCAGAGCGGUAAAAGUGAAAAGGAUGCACAUGUUGAAGGCAGAGGAGAUGAUAAUAAGGAUGUUAGACACGAUCGAGAUAGUCAUAAUGAUUCAAAAGGUGAUACUAAGACUGAAAAGGAUGGCUAUAAUGUGGCUAGUGGCCUCCAUUUGGAUUGGAAAGAUUCAAAAGAAUACCAUAGGGGGAAAAUAUAUUCCGAUUCUCCUGGAGCAAGUUUGGAACCCUGGCAUAUGUCACGUGGAAAUACUCAAGGUUCACUUGAGGUUGGAAAGGAGAGUUCAUCUGCAGAACAAAGAGAGUUCAGCAGGGAUGCUCACGAAGCUGUUGGGGAGAACAAAAUUGAUUCUAAAGGUGAUGAUCGAUCUAAAUUUAAAGAUAUAAAACGAAAGGAUGUGAAGCAUCGGGAUUGGGGGGAGAAGGAAAAGGAAAAGGAGAAGGAAAGAAGUGAUCGUAGAAACAAUGCACCAGUUUGCAACACGAGUGGUGACUUCAAAGAAUCUAUGAAUGAUCGUAGAAACAAUGCACAAGUUAGCAACACCAGUGGUGACUACAAAGAAUCUGUGAAGCAAGAUAGAGAUGUGGAAAUGUGGGAGAGGGAGAAAAAAGAUCUUCCCAAAGAAAAGGAAAAUUUAAAAGAAAGGGAAAAAGAUCAGAUGAAGAGGGAAUCGUGGAAUGGAGCAGAGAAAGAUGUUUCAAAUAAUGCGAAGGAACCUGUUGACGGAUCAGCCAAGCUUCCUGAACAAGAAAUUGUGUUACCAGAGCAGAAGAAACAAAAAGAUGCUGAUAGCUGGAAAAAUGUCGAUAAAGAAGCUAGAGACAACAAGAGAAAAGAAAGGGAAGCUGAUUUAGUAGGAGACAAGUCUGAUAAGCACAGUAGGUGCUUCGAUAAGGAAUCAGAUGAUGGAUGUGCUGGUGGGGAAGGGGCAAUAGAAAAGGAGAGGGAAGUCUAUAACUAUAGUGCUCAGCACCGUAAAAGGAUACAAAGAUCACGGGGGAGUCCUCAGGUGCCUAAUCGGGAGCCUCGUUUCAGAUCCCGCACCCAAGACAAUGAAGGGUCUCAAGGUAAAGUAGAGGUUUCUUUUGUUGCUUACAAAGUUGGUGAAAGCAUUCAAGAGCUUACAAAGUUGUGGAAAGAAUAUGAAUCGUCCCAAUCUCAAAUUGAAAAAAAUGGUGAAAGCUCUAAUAAUGGCCCCACUUUGGAAAUUCGGAUACCAUCUGAGUAUGUUACUGCUACAAACCGCCAAGUCAGAGGUGGCCAGCUUUGGGGGACCGAUGUGUACACAUAUGACUCAGAUCUUGUUGCUGUUCUCAUGCAUACAGGUUACUGUCGCCCAACAGCAUCUACACCUCCUGCAGCCAUACAAGAGUUACGCGCAACCAUUCGGGUGCUACCUCCAAAAGAUUGCUAUAUUUCUACACUGAGAAACAACGUUCGUUCCCGUGCUUGGGGUGCUGCAAUUGGCUGCAGUUAUCAAAUUGAACGGUGUUGCAUUGUGAAGAAAGGAGGUGGAACUAUUGAUCUUGAACCUUGCCUUACACAUACAUCAACGAUUGAGCCCACCCUUGCUCCAGUGGCUGUGGAGCGGACAAUGACUACCAGGGCCGCAGCUUCGAAUGCAUUGCGGCAGCAAAGAUAUGUUCGAGAAGUUACAAUUCAAUACAAUCUUUGCAAUGAGCCUUGGAUCAAAUAUAGUAUAAGCAUUGUAGCUGACAAGGGUCUAAAGAAGCCACAAUACACAUCUGCUCGAUUGAAAAAGGGAGAAGUUUUGUAUUUGGAGACGCAUAUGUCCAGAUAUGAGCUUUGUUUUGCGGGAGAGAAAUUGGUCAAGCCUACACCAGCAGCUCAGGCACAUGACUCAGGCGCAGAAAAGUCUCAAAAUCACCAUCCACAAUCUGCAAAUGGUGAAAAAAGUGAGCCUGAUCAUAUCUUGAUUGAUGCAUUCCGAUGGUCUCGUUGUAAGAAGCCUCUGCCACAGAAAGUGAUGCGCACGAUUGGCAUCCCUCUACCUCUUGAACAUGUUGAGAUGUUGGAGGAGAACUUGGACUGGGAAGAUAUACAAUGGUCACAAACUGGCGUUUGGAUUGCAGGAAAAGAGUAUACCCUUGCAAGGGUGCAUUUCUUGUCAAUGAAUUAAUUUUUCUUUCUUUGGGGGAUUCUAUUUAUGUUUUUUCUCGUCUUUCGGAGAAUGAUAGUGGGAUUCGAUUAAAUGUAUACUACUUUAUUGGAAAGAUAUUGCCUCGUGUAACUGAAGCAGUCAUAGUUCAUGUAUUACAGUUAUUGACUUGAGACCAAUAAAAAUUGAUUUAUGUUAUGAAUA
Molecule: messenger RNA, 2985 nt
Organism: Trifolium pratense (red clover)
Lineage: Eukaryota; Viridiplantae; Streptophyta; Magnoliopsida; Fabales; Fabaceae
Exons: 12
Coding region: 301-2802 (833 amino acids)
Source: RefSeq, a predicted model, not a curated record